GCGUGGGAUCUGGAUGGCGGCGCCCCGUGCUGCCGGCUCGCCACCGAGCCUGCAGUCAGCGCCCGGCCGACCCUGGCGGGCGCGGGCGCCGAGCCGGUGCCCGCGGCCUCGGCGGAGGGCCUGACCACGGUGGUGCGCAUCUCCGUGAGGGGCAUGUCGUGCAGCUCCUGCACCGCGACCGUGCGCCGGGCGCUCAUGGGCGUAGAGGGCGUGCGCAACGCCAACGUCAGCCUGCAGGACGGGUCCUCUGAGUGGUCAGCGGCGGAGGUCAUCUGCAGGCAUGUCCACGGGCGGCUCUGCCACUUUGUGGAGCACGCGUAUGGCGUGUGCCAGUACCGGCUGGCGCAGCUGGACCCGCCAAUGAACGCUCACGGCUGUGAGGCUGGCGGAAGUCGCGCCGUCGCGUUGCAGACUUGCUGCAAUGCCGUCCGCGUCAUGGACGUCCUGCUUCGCGGCGCCACCGGCCCUCUGAAGCACGCUCGCCAAUUCACCGCGCCAGCGAUCCGCAGGAUGGCCAGGACGUGGAAGGGAAGCGCCAGGCGGCAGUGCUGGCUCGCUGGCCUCAGGAAGCCCCUCUCGUAA
Molecule: messenger RNA, 582 nt
Organism: Prorocentrum cordatum
Lineage: Eukaryota; Dinophyceae; Prorocentrales; Prorocentraceae
Source: the annotation of a GenBank genome assembly